This is a messenger RNA of Kogia breviceps (pygmy sperm whale), 413 nucleotides long. Lineage: Eukaryota; Metazoa; Chordata; Mammalia; Artiodactyla; Physeteridae. The record is from RefSeq and is a predicted model, not a curated record.
UGUUGUGCUACAUGUCUUUGGCUUGUGUGUGGACGGUGGGCAGGCAUCAUGGAUCAGGUAAUGCAGUUUGUUGAGCCAAGUUGGCAGUUUGUGAAGGACUCAGUUCGGCUGGUUAAAAGAUGCACCAAACCUGAUAGAAAAGAAUUCCAGAAGAUUGCCAUGGCAACAGCAAUAGGAUUUGCUAUAAUGGGAUUCACUGGCUUUUUUGUGAAAUUGAUCCGUAUUCCUAUUAAUAACAUCAUUGUUGGUGGCUGAAUAUCUUUUAGAAAAGUGUUUUUCAUCUUGGGGAUUGGUGAACAAGUAAGGAUUUGAGACACUCAUGGAGUAAAAAUUUGCCUAUAUGUUUUGUGUUUUUCUUUCAUUUUUUUUCUUCCAAGAUGUUUUCUAUUUGUAAAUUAAAAUAAUUUCAAAAU